Molecule: messenger RNA, 6544 nt
Organism: Ostrinia nubilalis (European corn borer)
Lineage: Eukaryota; Metazoa; Arthropoda; Insecta; Lepidoptera; Crambidae
Gene: GckIII
Product: cyclin-dependent kinase 12
Exons: 18
Coding region: 683-3274 (863 amino acids)
Biological process (GO): protein phosphorylation
Cellular component (GO): cytoplasm
Molecular function (GO): ATP binding; protein serine/threonine kinase activity
Source: RefSeq, a predicted model, not a curated record
CAACCAACCAGUGUACAUUCAAAUGUGUUGGUACUCACACGCCGUCCAUCAUGAUGGAUUGCGCGUGUCGGGAAACUGAUUUCUCUUGAGUUAAUCCGUUCAAGUGGAAAUCGUCAACGUACGAGUAAGCCGCGAAAAGUGCUUAGCGUUGGGAUAAAAGUUACCAUUGGAUUGUUUUUAUUCAGUGAUGUGAACUUUCAUUUGGUGUCAAUAUGUAGGAGCCUCUACCUCAUAAUCUAAUUUCGAUUUCCAUUAUUGGGAUUAUUGUAGGUCUCUUCCACACCGUGACACGUCACGACAACUAUUAUGGGCGAUGGAACUACAUCAACCUGAUUAGCUUCCAUUUUCGUUGAAACCAUUGUCCAUCAAACACAAAUUAAUUCUUUACGCGUCUCGUUUGCGUCCGGCGAGGACGGCUGCUUUCGAGGCGUUCAUGUUUUCAAGCUGUCUUUCCACCGCGAACAGUGGCCUGGAUCGCUCGCUGCCGACUGGUAGCCGAUUACUGUGCGCGUUAUCUUCAAAUAGAUGUAUUUAUAAAACGGAGCUAAUUAUAUUAUUAUCAUGGGUCGAUAAGAAGGCAAUGGAAUGUUGAUAGGUGUUAGUGCGCGAUCACUGUCGUUGUGAUGAGGUGAACAGUGACUGUGUUUUGUGCUGUGCCAGUGUGUGAUUAGUGUUUGACGCGAUGUGGGGGGCAGCGGUGUCUAACCCUCCUCAUUAUCAUUACGUUCAGGGGCCUGGAGGGCCGGUGGCCCAGAAUGGUCCGGGGGGUCCGAUCUUGGCGGGGCCGCCGACGGGGAAGCACCUGCGGCCGCAGUCUUCGUACUCGCUGCCGCACGGCAGCAACGGGCCCGGCCGCUGGGGGUGGUCCGGGAAUCAUGUGUCGUCCUUUGAUCGGAGGCAGUUGAAAGUGCCACCACAACCGGUUCGCCCCGCUCCGGUUCGUCCAUCGCACAGCAGAAAUACAGUUGCUAGUAAGGUCGACCCCGAGCUGAUCUUCACAAAACAGGAGAAGAUCGGCAAGGGCUCCUUCGGCGAGGUGUUCAAAGGGGUCGACAACAGGACCCAGCAAGUAGUUGCCAUCAAGAUCAUCGACCUUGAGGAGGCUGAAGAUGAGAUCGAGGACAUACAGCAGGAGAUUAUGGUGCUGUCACAGUGUGACAGCCCAUACGUCACUAAAUAUUACGGGUCUUACUUAAAGGGAACAAAACUAUGGAUAAUAAUGGAGUACCUGGGCGGCGGGUCGGCGCUGGACCUGAUGAAGGCGGGCAGCUUCGAGGAGAUGCACAUCGCGGUGAUCCUGCGCGAGGUUCUGCGCGGCCUGGACUACCUGCACUCCGAGCGCAAGCUGCACCGCGACAUCAAGGCCGCCAACGUGCUGCUCAGCGAGAUGGGCGACGUCAAGCUGGCCGACUUCGGUGUCGCGGGCCAACUAACGAACACAACAAGUAAACGCAACACAUUCGUCGGCACGCCCUUCUGGAUGGCGCCAGAGGUGAUCAAGCAGUCGUGCUACGACAGCAAAGCCGACAUCUGGUCGCUCGGCAUCACAGCAAUAGAGUUGGCCAAGGGAGAACCACCCAAUUCCGAGUUGCACCCAAUGAGGGUGCUCUUCCUCAUCCCCAAAAAUAACCCCCCACAGCUAACGGGGAGCUAUUCGAAACCGUUCAAAGAGUUCGUCGAAGCGUGCCUUAAUAAGGAUCCAGAAAAUAGGCCGACGGCAAAAGAGUUACUAAAGUUCCAGUUCAUCAGGAAGGCGAAGAAGAAUUCGUAUUUAAUGGAUCUUAUAGAUAGGUAUAAGAAGUGGAAGGCGCAGCGAAGCGAAGAAAGCGAGACCGAGUCGGAGAACUCAGAUUCGGAGGAAGGCAGCCGCGGCGACGGCGAGGCCGACGAGCCGUGGAUCAUGACGGUGCGCGGCGGCGCCGGCGCCCGGGCGCUGCAGCCCGCGCUCCCCGCGCACCCGCCGCACCCCGCCCACCCCCCGCCGCACGUCCCGCCGCACGCGCAGGACGACAAGCAGCGCCGGGCGAUGAUGGACGACACAGGGGACUCCUGUUACGGUGCGUUACUGUUUAUUGUCUACACGACGUGGAUCAUGACGGUGCGCGGCGCCGCCGGCGCGAGGGCACUCCAGCCCGCGCUCCCCGCGCACCCGCCGCACGCGCAGGAGGACAAGCAGCGGCGGGCGCUGAUGGACGACACAGAGCUCUCCAGCCCGCGCUCCCCGCGCACCCGCCGCGAGAGCACUAGCCCGCACCCUACUCACCCCCCGCCGCACGUCCCGCCGCACGCGCAGGACGACAAGCAGCGCCGGUGUUACGGUGCAUUACUCUUCGUCACCUACACGCCGUGGAUCAUGACGGCGUCGGCGCUCCCCCCUCACCCCUCGCCGCACGUCCCGCCGCACGCGCAGGACGACAAGCAGCGCCGGGCGAUGAUGGACGACACAGGUACACAUUCUAAUUUCAUGACGGCGCGCGGUGGCACUGGCGUGAGAGCGCUGCACCCCGCCCACCCCCCGCCGCACGUCCCGCCGCACGCGCAGGACGACAAGCAGCGCCGGGCGAUGAUGGACGACACAGGUACCUAUGUGGCUUCUGGACGACACAGGGCUCUCCAGCUCGCGCUCCCCGCGCACCCGCCGCCGCACGUCCCGCCGCACGCGCAGGACGACAAGCAGCGCCGGGCGAUGAUGGACGACACAGUGGUGAUCCCGCGACCACACUCGCCGGCGACGGUGGGCAACGGCGCGGUGGUGGGCCGCAGCGACGAGCCCGAGCCGCUCGCCAAGCCGCCGCCCAUCAACAACAACACCGACAAACACCCGCCUCGACAAUCGCCGAACGUGCCUACACCGGUAGUGGAACAGCGGAGCGCUAAGGAGAGAGAGCGCGAGCGCGAGCGAGACAGGGACAGGAGCGAGCGGGACGAGCGCAAGGAGCGCGCCGACCACGCCCCCUCCAACCGCGACAGUGUAGUUUAUAAUAAUAAAGCCGCUUCGCCUUUAGACCAUAGAGGAACCAAUAGUGAAGAAAACAAAGUUAGAAGGCAUCCAUAUUUGCAGCAGCUAAUUUAUCCAUUACUAAAUGAGCUGUCGCGCAAGCACGGCGCGGGCAGCGCGGCGGCGGUGGAGGAGCUGCGGCGCGCCUUCGAGCACGCCGAGCGCGCCGCGCCGCACCUCACGCGCGCCUUCGUGCAGCAGGUGGUGCAAAGGGUGGCGACUCAGAGCCACGCGCCGCCUCAGCCCGCGCCGCAGCACUGGAUGAGGGAUCUAUAAUAGAGUGGGCAGGUGGGUGGCGCCCUGCGCUGUGUUCUCGCUUCCCUUCCCGCGGCUACACCCCGCGCGCUCGCACGCCCCGCCACGACCCGGCACGGCCCGCACGUGGGUCCUUCACGACCCAUAUGUGGGUCCACACAACCAGACUGGCCCUCACCGGGCCCCUUUGUGGCCCUCCACCUAGGCCCAAUGAGGCCGAUGUGAUCUCCGCUCGGGUCCGACCCGCCGGGACCCAACAGGUCCGCUCCCCAUUUGGCUUGUUUUGUAAGAAUGGCUCAAACGAGUUGAUCCCAGCCAUUUAAGAAGUGCGUUUGAUUUUUAUUUUAUCAAAAAGUGAACGGGGACAGUUGAGCUGUAAACAUUACAUGAUGCGAGCAUGAAGUGUCGAUUGUGAUUCAUCGAUUCAUCGUGAAAUGUUUGCACGUCGCACUAGCGCUAAUCAAAUUGAAUCGUGAGCAUCAUGUAAAUGUUGUUUUUAAAUUUUUUUGUUCUUUUAACUGGUUUUAUACCUUCACAUGUUUUCUGGAAUGUUUCAAUUCAAUUCUGUUAUGUAAUACGGGCCUGUAACGUGUUACAGCCGUUCGCACACAAAAGACAAGUUAUAGUUUUAAUACGGUUCGCAUGCUUUCAUUCGCACUUGGCGAAUAUUUUUAUUUGUCUAACAUAACCGUCAAGUUAUUUCUUACAAGUCAAUCCGUUCACGAGUCAGAUUGUAACGAGUGUCGACGCGUGUAGCCGCAAUCGAGUCACAAAGUUGCAAUGCCAUAGUGUAAUAAAUAAAAUGUAACGUAAUGAAUACUUAAGAUGGUUAUGUCUUAUAAUAUUUUAUAUCAUGCGCAUUAUUUAUGUAAAUAUCACUUAGUUCUCGCCACCUAUUCACCGUCUGUGCUAACAGGGGCCGGGCUCUCGAGUCCUGUAAUUUACUUACAUUUUAGUGGUUUCCUUUCCGUAGAGAGUUAGUGCGCGUAGUGGAUCUAACUUAUAAAUAUUCGUGGAGAGCUGAUACGUUACACUUCGCCAAUAUUUUGCCAUAAUUAUUGUUUUUUCUAAAAUUAUAUUUACUAACUCGAGGUUUUUUGUAUAAGAGUCUGAUUUUUGUUGUGAUCAGUCAUUAAAAUUCUAACAUAUUUAUAUAUUCUUUAGAAAUUGAUAUUUUAAAAGCUUGAUAUGUAGAAAGUGUUUAAGUGUCAUUCCAGACAAAAGACAAUAUUGUCAGCAUUUAUAGAUUAUGUUUGUAACUUGUACAUCGGUUUAUCUCGUGGAGUUUGAAACAUCUGUAAACUGCGUCCUUAAAAUUGUUAUAAAUUCUGUAGUGUAGUUUUCAAAGUUAGUUUUUAAUUGUGUAUUUGGCUACUUACCGUUUACGUUAGUGACUAAUCGAUUUCUAAAACAAUAAUGUCGAAUCACUUUUUCCAUUCUAAUUCUCGUAGUGUUGAUUUUAGGCGUCGAAACGGUAGGGCGAUUCGAGGAGAUUUAAAAGUAUUUUAUGAAAAAAGUAUUCAGACACUAAAGACCAUUCAGUGUCAAUAAUAAAAAAAAACAAAAAACAUGCUUAAAUAUGCGACAAUAUUUAGCGAUCGGGGAGUAUAUAGAAUAUAUUAUUACGAAGACUACAAAACAAUUAUUAUUGCUGUGUAAAAAUGUAAACCUAUUAUAAAUGUGUAAAUUGUGUAGUAUAAUAUAAAAAGCUGUUUUAUGAAGUGUUCUUAUAAGCGUAUGAGGAAUAGUCUUUCCAAUGAGAUGGUUCCGCGGUGGGCGGCGGCCGGCCCAGCGGUCCCUGCGUAGUCCUAAUGUAAACGACUUGCUUCAGCGGCGACUGCGCUUGGCGCUUCAUACAUUUCCAUACAAUGAGGGUUUUCGCGAUUGAAAAAUCCGCCAGAUGGCGGGACGUGGAUGUGGGGUCUGACUGCUGCGUGAUUGGUGGAUUUUGACAUAUCUGUCAAUGUCAUGUCAAAAAUAACCAAUCAUGCAGCAUUUGGACGUCGCGUAUUGCCAUCUGGCGGAUUUUUCAAUCGCGAAAACCCUCAUUGAAGACGCUUAGGCCCAGUUUCUGCUGAGCGCCUCGGUCCCGGCCGCCGCCCGCCCCGUGCCGUGUUUUGCCUUGAAUUUUUGUUUAGCCAUGUGUACGAACAUGGGAGAUGUUACGUUGAUUUCGAUGGAUCAAAAAUUAUUUUUCCACUUGAUCGUACGGUAAUAAAGCGUGUAGUGUUAGAGGUGGGCGAUAAUUGUUGAUUAUUGAUUAAAAUUAGGUGUUUGUGGCAUUGGAUAGUAGUCGAGACGCGUUCGGCAUGCGGCCGGUCGCGGGGCCGGGCGCGACGCGCGACUAGUCGCCGCCGCGUGUACACAACUAGUCGCCGCAGCGAGACGCGACUAGUCGCCGCAGCGAGACGCGACUAGUCGCCGCAGCGAGACGCGACUAGUCGCCGAGUCCGCCCGACGCCCCGCGGCCCGCCAUGGAUUGUGUAGUUGUUGUUAUCUUCAAGAAAUGCAGAAUGUUCAAGACGGCGUCGUUUGGUUCAUGGGUAUUUGUGAUCAUAAUUAUUGCAUAGUUAAUAAAAUAAAAUCUAUAUUAUUAUAAUAUAAAAGUCUGUAAUGAAACCGGUAGUCGCCGUGCAGUGUAGCCGCUCGCGCCGCGGGUCGUGUCCCGAUUGUCGUUUGUGUGACGCUCGUCUGGAGCGGGUUAUACUCGUACUUGGCCAGUAACCGCGCGUGGGCUAAUUAUCGCUCUUAAUUUAGCUAUCUUUUUGACAGUAAUAGUUUGCAAACAAAUGUCCAAGGAAUCCAUCGAAAGAUUUGUUUUGUUUCGUGUGGUUUUUCUUCAUUUUUUUUUCUAAAUUAGUUAUUUUCUUUUGUGCCGUUCUCGGCGCAAAGUUACUAAAAACUAAAACAUGGAAUGCAUUAAUUAAAAUGUUUUGUUAUCACCAUGCAAACUUUAACUUCACCAUGUCUUUUGACACUAAACUUCAACUUGAUAUUGGCAAAACCACUAUGUUCCAAAUACGCACCAUUAAGGCCAUUAAAAAGAAACUUAAAUAGUUAUUUGUCAAUUACCGUCUCCUGAACUGUCAAAAAGAUACGCUGAAUGAGGGUAGUGGGACUCGUCGUGCGGCGCGGCGGCGCGCUCCGGCCAGCGCACCAAGUAAGCUAACAGCUAACGGCGCGUACCAUUAGUGAAAUGGUCAAUUAAUGUUACAGCGUCUGUCAUUCUAACAAGUUUAUGUAGGAAACAAAUUUGACUCUGAAAUAAAAGAAGUUAUUUAAUUUUGGAAA